AUGUCGACCGUGGCCUUAGUAGGUACCACGUUGGCACAGUCAACCUCCGACGCCGAAACAUAUCUGGACCUAACAUUCAGCACGCCGGGCACACGGGACUGUGGGCGCGGCACAACAGGGGAGGGCAAUGCGGUAACAUUUCACGUUACGCAUGCUCCCAUUGCUCAAACCUGCAUCAACCUGAAUACGACGUUCUCCCAAGGCGGAAACAACACGGACGGCUACACGACCGGAGGCUACAACUGUGUAGGCAAUACAACCUGUGGACUCAAUUAUACCUUGACCGGGGCCAGCGGUUAUGUUGGCAACGCCAAUUAUUCGCAGAUCUCCUACGCGCAACAAAAUCACAGCGCGGCAGAUGGCGGGUCUAAUAAAGCUGGAAAAUUGUUCUUCCAGACGUAUGAUGGACCGGGAUGUGUGCAGGCUAUGCAUGACGAUGGACGGCUGAGGCCUUGGAUAAGAUGGAAUUGUAAUAAGCCGCAGGGGCAGUGUUCAACUUUGCCUUAUGGGGUUGUGAGCUUUGCCAUUGGGCCCACGAAGCAGAUGGAUCAAGAGGGAACAUGCCUGGUCGCUGCGCAGUAUGCCAGUGGAGGGGUGGUCGCUGCUAGGACCGCCAGCAGCUUCGCUGCGUUGGUGGUUGCAAUCUUCUGUGGGCUGGUACUUGGCACCUGA
Lecanosticta acicola is the source of this 672-nucleotide messenger RNA. NCBI's taxonomy places the organism in Eukaryota, Fungi, Ascomycota, Dothideomycetes, Mycosphaerellales, Mycosphaerellaceae. The record is from the annotation of a GenBank genome assembly.